UUCGGAAACCGGUCAAAGCGUUGUCAUGGUUAUACAAAUGCCAAGUUAAGCGCUUGAUUUGUGUCAAGAAUUUUGUGUGCCGGUGAUGGAUGAUACGUUUUUUUAAUUAAUGCAAGCAGGAUAUGGUCUGAUAAACAAGAAAGCCAGAGUUGCGUGUAUUUCGGCACAUAUAUAAUUAUAGUAAUUACAAGUUAAAAUGCUCACAGCUGAAGUUGAUGACCACAUAACAAAAAUAUAUGAGAUCAAGAAGAGGCUUGGAAAAGGGGCUUAUGGCAUUGUGUGGAAAGCAGUGGACAAGAAGACCAAGGACAUUGUAGCCGUGAAGAAGAUCUUUGACGCCUUUCGAAACCAGACGGACGCACAGAGGACGUUCAGAGAAAUAAUGUUCCUCAAAGAAUUUGGGGACCAUCCGAACAUCAUAACACUGCACAAUAUCUACAAGGCCAAUAACAACCGAGAUAUUUAUCUGGUGUUCGAAUACAUGGAUACGGAUCUGCACAACGUUAUCAGACAAGGCAACAUCCUGAACGACCUGCACAAGCGCUUCAUCAUGUAUCAGCUCUUCAAGGCCACCAAGUACAUACACUCUGGGAACGUCAUCCACCGCGACCAGAAGCCAUCUAACAUUUUAAUCAACUCUCGCUGCCAUUGCAAAGUGGCGGACUUUGGGCUUGCCCGCUCGGUCGCAUCUCCGACGAAGAGUCUCGGCGACUUGUUCGAUCCUGCCCUGACGGAUUACGUCGCGACGAGGUGGUACCGUGCUCCCGAGAUUCUGGUCUCUUCAAAGAGGUACACGAAAGGUAUAGAUAUCUGGAGCCUUGGCUGCAUCCUGGCCGAGAUGUUGCUGGGCCAGCCGCUCUUCCCGGGAUCAUCCACCAUCAACCAGUUGGAGAUGAUCAUGUCCACGAUACCCGAGCCCUCUUCCGAAGAGGUGGAGCGCAUCUGCCCGGGCUACGGCAGCUCGCUGCUCCGGAGGGCCCCCGCCGGGGCGGCCCGCCAGCCCCUGUCCUGCCGGCUGGGGCAGGCCCCGCCGGACGCCGUCGACCUCGUCUCGAAGCUGCUGCUGUUCGACCCGGGCAAGCGCCUCACCGCGGUCGAGGCCCUCGCUCACCCCUACGUCCACAGGUUCCACAGCGAGGCGAGCGAGCCGUCGAUGAGGGGCGACGUGCUGCUCCCGCUCCAGGAUGAUGUGCAGCUGUCGGUGGAGGAGUACCGCUCCAAGCUGUACGAGAUGGUGGCCCUCGGGCCGGCCCGCCCCCGCCAGAGACCCCCCCAGAGGCCCGGUCCGGAGAGAGAGUGCGGGACUGCAGGCGAGCGUCACCACGGCCGCCAACAAUGCGCGCACGAAGCGAGAGGCAGACACGCUCAGCCGCCCGGCAGCCGUCCGGCCGAGGCGUCCGGCCAGCAGGCCCCAGGGCAGAUGCUGCAGAAGAUGACCAAUCACGUUUGGGAGGUGACUCGGUACAAGAGCCGGACAAGUGGCUCUAAGCUGGAGCAAGGCAACCAGUUGAAGCCGAGACAGGCGGGACUGCUGCGGCCUGCCGAGUCGCGGUCUCGCAAGCUGCCCCCGCCCGCGACUGGCAAGCAGUUCAACAGCUACGACCACCGGUACGGCACUGUGACGCAGUCUGCCCUGCUGGAGCUACGCUACAGCUGCAACUAGCCCCGACAAUACCGUCCACUAAGUUACUCUAUGUUUUGUAAAGCUUUUACCACCAGUUUGUAAUUGCGUAAGCUCUGUAUAUUUUUUGUAAGAAUAUUUUUUUUUUUUUUACUUAAUUUUUAUCUAGACGUCAGAAGGAAUUUUAUAGUUUUCAAAAGAGGGUAUAUUAGAUAAAAACUUUUUACAAUAGCGUGUUGUAUUUCGUUCCCAUCCGCAGGAACCAGAAUCGUUAAAUUGAUGUCAAUAGUUGCCAAAAAAUUAACUGUUCCUAUACAUUGACCAGCAUGCGUCAGCGUGACUCAAGUGUAGCGUAGCAUUUACAUUUUAUAAUAGAAUUAAAGAAACUGAUCAUUUAGUGUAAUUGGUAUUCGUAACAAUUUUAAAUGCUGUAUUGUAACUAAACUGGUAAUAAACAUUUCACUGCCAUGUAAAA
This is a messenger RNA of Bacillus rossius redtenbacheri, 2096 nucleotides long. It is a transcript of the gene Erk7, whose product is annotated as mitogen-activated protein kinase 15. Gene Ontology annotation, biological process: protein phosphorylation; intracellular signal transduction. Lineage: Eukaryota; Metazoa; Arthropoda; Insecta; Phasmatodea; Bacillidae. Gene Ontology annotation, cellular component: nucleus; cytoplasm. Gene Ontology annotation, molecular function: MAP kinase activity; ATP binding. The coding region runs from base 197 to 1663 and encodes 488 amino acids. The transcript has 10 exons. The record is from RefSeq and is a predicted model, not a curated record.